UGUCAAUGUCCGUCAGCCGUCCCUUUUCAGCAUCAAUUCAAUUUCAUUCUAUUGAAAAGAAGGUGAUCGUUUGCAGCCUUAAUGUCGCGAUCUAACAAAGCGAACACUUGCAGCUACACAAUGACGUCGACAUCGUUCAACGUAGGUCUGGGUGACGGGUCGAGGCUGUCGAGCCGCGUGCUGCGGCCCCCGGGCGGCGGGCACACCGACAUCUUCGGCGGGGAGCCGGAGCCUCCUCGCGGCAGACGUCAGGUGCCUGCCGCUAGCGGGGCUAUGUUUGGACAUGGCGACGAACCAGUGAAGACACCAACUGCAGCUGAGACUCCAACUCAGAACGGUUCAAACGGAGCUCCCGAGCCGGCGCCGCAGCCCGAACCCGCGCAAGCUGCACCCGCGCAAGUCGCACCUGCGCAAGUCGAACCCGCGCAAGUCGCACCCGCGCAAGUCGAGCCCGAGCAAGCGAAACCCGCGCCAGUACAAGCCGCGCCCAAGGAGAGCCCCAAAACACCAGAACAACCCAAGACUGAAGCCCCCAAGAGAGUGCGAGUGCCCCCCGGAGGCUUCUCCUCCGGCCUCUGGUAAAACGGGAACGCCCGGGACCUCUACUGUGCCUUACAUUAUGUUAUAUGUAGACGAUAUCUUUGUUACUGAUUGAAUGAAACGCUGUGUUGACGGAGCUUAAUAAUUCGCCCAAGUAUUUGUUGGGGUGUUCACAGCUGUGUGUUGACAAAAUGUGCCAAAUUUACGCAUUUUGUACUGAAGUUAGUAUGAUUGUUGUGGUCACGAAGAUAGGUUUACAUAUAGUCGGCCAGCCAAGUGCUAGGACGGUGGUCCCCAGCCUUUCCGCUUGUGUAAAUCCUCGUGUUUAUUUACUCAAACUAUAUUAUACUUUACGUACACGAAGAAUUUAAUUUUUAUUUUAAUCUAUAUUUUUCGCUUGUGUCAAACUAUGGCAAAUAUUGCCGACUCUACUAGACUAAUGUACUGUAGUCACAAAAAUUUAUAGGUACUAACGAAUUUCGCGUAGGCCUUUUUAUUGUAAGGUUCAUGUUAUGGGUCGUUUCGAUAUGGUUUUGUUACGAUGUGCAUGAGUAUAAUUUUAUUUUAAUUCGGUAAUUAUUUACUUUUAUAAAUGGACGAUCUAAUGAUUAACAAUCGUCGCUAAUGAAAUCAUAUCAAAAUGGGAGCUCGAGUUGAAAAUGUAUGAAUAUUUGCAAUGUUGCUAGUUCACGACUGAAGUGUGUAUCACAGGAUUGUAGUUUGUACUUAAGAAAUUUUCCGUUAGCAAUUUGAUAAGUUACGCCGCAAGGCAGUGCGAUUAUGUAUGUUAACAAUGUAUUUUUAUAUGAAUUAAAUGCUAUAAAUUUUA
Colias croceus (clouded yellow) is the source of this 1369-nucleotide messenger RNA. Its product is annotated as skin secretory protein xP2-like. Gene Ontology annotation, cellular component: nucleus. Lineage: Eukaryota; Metazoa; Arthropoda; Insecta; Lepidoptera; Pieridae. The transcript is spliced from 3 exons. The record is from RefSeq and is a predicted model, not a curated record. Bases 82 to 582 code for a protein of 166 amino acids.